AUGGACGAAGACGGCUGCUGUUCCUGCUGUCCUGUGGGAUGUGCCAAGUGUGCCAUGGGCUGCAUAUGCAAAGGGGCAUCAGACAAGUGUAGCUGUUGUGCCUGA
This is a messenger RNA of Chrysochloris asiatica (Cape golden mole), 105 nucleotides long. RefSeq names its product metallothionein-2-like. The record is from RefSeq and is a predicted model, not a curated record. The coding region runs from base 1 to 105 and encodes 34 amino acids. The transcript has 2 exons. Gene Ontology annotation, molecular function: metal ion binding. Lineage: Eukaryota; Metazoa; Chordata; Mammalia; Afrosoricida; Chrysochloridae.